GACAGCGGCAUUGAUCAAUCUUACAGCUAACAUGUUGUACCUGGAAAACAAUGCCCAGACUCAAUUUAGUGAGCCACAGUACACGAACCUGGGGCUCCUGAACAGCAUGGACCAGCAAAUUCAGAACGGCUCCUCGUCCACCAGCCCCUACAACACAGACCACGCGCAGAACAGCGUCACGGCGCCCUCACCCUAUGCGCAGCCCAGCUCCACCUUCGACGCCCUCUCGCCGUCGCCCGCCAUCCCCUCCAACACCGACUACCCGGGCCCGCACAGCUUUGACGUGUCCUUCCAGCAGUCCAGCACAGCCAAGUCGGCCACCUGGACGUAUUCCACCGAACUGAAGAAACUGUACUGCCAAAUUGCCAAGACAUGCCCCAUCCAGAUCAAGGUGAUGACCCCACCUCCUCAGGGCGCUGUCAUCCGUGCCAUGCCUGUCUACAAGAAGGCUGAGCAUGUCACCGAGGUGGUGAAACGGUGCCCCAACCACGAGCUGAGCCGGGAAUUCAACGAAGGACAGAUUGCCCCUCCUAGUCAUUUGAUUCGAGUAGAAGGGAACAGCCAUGCCCAAUACGUAGAAGACCCCAUCACAGGAAGACAGAGUGUGCUGGUACCUUAUGAGCCACCCCAGGUUGGCACCGAAUUCACGACGGUGUUGUACAAUUUCAUGUGUAACAGCAGUUGUGUUGGAGGGAUGAACCGCCGUCCAAUUUUAAUCAUUGUUACUCUGGAAACCAGAGAUGGGCAAGUCCUGGGCCGACGCUGCUUUGAGGCCCGGAUCUGUGCUUGCCCAGGGAGAGACAGGAAGGCGGAUGAAGACAGCAUCAGAAAGCAGCAAGUCUCGGACAGCACAAAGAACGGCGAUGGUACGAAGCGCCCUUUUCGUCAGAACACACAUGGCAUCCAGAUGACAUCCAUCAAGAAACGAAGAUCCCCAGAUGAUGAACUGUUAUACUUACCAGUGAGGGGCCGUGAGACUUACGAAAUGUUGCUGAAGAUCAAAGAGUCCCUGGAACUCAUGCAGUACCUUCCUCAGCACACGAUUGAGACCUACAGGCAGCAGCAGCAGCAGCAGCACCAGCACUUACUUCAGAAACAGACCUCUAUGCAGUCUCAGUCUUCAUAUGGUAACAGCUCCCCUCCUCUGAACAAAAUGAACAGCAUGAACAAGCUGCCUUCCGUGAGCCAGCUUAUCAACCCUCAGCAGCGCAACGCUCUCACUCCUACCACCAUUCCUGAUGGCAUGGGAGCCAACAUUCCUAUGAUGGGCACCCACAUGCCAAUGGCUGGAGACAUGAAUGGACUCAGCCCCACCCAAGCCCUCCCUCCCCCACUCUCCAUGCCAUCCACCUCCCACUGCACCCCCCCACCUCCGUACCCCACAGAUUGCAGCCUUGUCAGCUUCUUAGCGAGGUUGGGCUGCUCAUCAUGUCUGGACUAUUUCACGACCCAGGGGCUGACCACCAUCUAUCAGAUUGAGCAUUACUCCAUGGAUGAUUUGGCAAGUCUAAAAAUCCCUGAGCAAUUUCGACAUGCCAUCUGGAAGGGCAUCCUGGACCACCGGCAGCUCCAUGACUUCUCCUCCCCUCCCCACCUCCUGCGGACCCCAAGUGGUGCCUCUACAGUCAGUGUGGGCUCCAGUGAGACCCGGGGCGAGCGUGUUAUUGACGCCGUGCGCUUCACCCUCCGCCAGACCAUCUCCUUCCCACCCCGUGAUGAGUGGAAUGAUUUCAACUUCGACAUGGAUGCUCGUCGCAACAAGCAACAGCGCAUCAAAGAGGAAGGGGAGUGAGCACUACUGUAUGAGCCCUUCCCAAUCUCUUCCCACCUGCCCACCCCACUACAAGGCACUAUUGCUUGACUUUCAAAGCAUUCGCCCUAGCUCCUCUCCUUCCUCUUCUCAGUCUUGUUUCUUAAGGAAAGGAGAAGUAAGAGGCUACCUCUUACCUAAUAUCUGACCUGGCGUCUGAUUCUGAUUCUGGCUUUAAGCCUUCAAAUCUAUUGCUUGCAGGACUGAAGUUGUCAUGACUGGGUAGAAAUCAACAAAAAAGCAGUGGGUGUCUCCUUAAGCUGCAGAGAUCUCUCAUUGACUUUUAUAAAGCAUUUUCACCAUUAUAGUCUAAGACUAUAUAUAUAAAUAUAUAAAUACACAGUAUAUAUUUUUGGGUGGGGGCCAUUGAGUAUUGUUUAAAAUGUAAUUUAAAGGAAAAGAAAUUGAGUUGCACUUAUCCCUCUAUUUUUUUAAUUUACUUGUUUUGGGUGGCUUAUCUAUACCCCCUUUCUCAAGGAGUACCAUGUAUGGUAAUAAGGGUCGGAGCUUGUUGGUACGUGUGAGUGACAAUGACGUAUAGGUCCCUUCAGUUCUUUUGAUGAUAAACACACGCCACGUCAAACUUUUGGAUAGAUCCAGUUGUAUUUACCAUUGCUUAUUAUGUGGGUGAGACUGUAUACAUAUGUACCCAAUUCUCCAUGUUGGUGUAUUUUAUGUUACUGACAUCCCUACUAGUGAUGGUGGUUCACUUUGGGGUUAUUUAGUCCAAUUACAAGAAAAAGUUCAUGUUACACUAUCACACACUAGAGAAAAGGAAAUAUCCUCUCUUGAUUUUGGUUGGGAAUGGGGAGUGUGGGUCAUGGCUACAAUUCUUAAAAGGUUCAUGGUAGCCAGUCCAAAAACACCUGGUAUCAUGAAUCUGAGUAUAUCAGCAACUCCCUCAAAUUUAAUACCAGAUGCCUUAUCUCUUAAUACUUAUUAGGAAAACAUUUGCUGCCAUUACAGAAGCCUUAAAACUAAAUUUCACCGCUACAUUAACUAACUCAAUUACACAUUUGAUACUCUUGUUAGAAUUAAGGUUGAUAUGAUUGGGACGAAUGCCAUCAAUUUAGUUCUUAUAGUGAAGUUGUAAUGUCCAUUAAGAAUAUCCAGGAAAAACAGAAAUCAUACAGAAAUGUUGAAUUUCCACUGAACAGUAAGAGAUCUCAGUGAGCCAUGAAUUGAAAUUCUUGGAAGACUGUUUGAAACAUAAAUAAUGUUAUUUGGUAAAUGUUUCUCUUAAAGACCCUCGUACUCGAUAAAAUUCUGCAUGUAGAAGCUUGUCUCUCUUUUUCUCUUCAAGGUUUAAAAUAGGAGUAGUGAUUUGGAAAAUAUAAAAUCAUGAGAUCAAUUUUCCUGUGACAUCAGUUGCAUUACUGUAUCACUUUUCUUUUUUGAUCAGUAAGAGUUUCACUUUGUUGGAAAGUAACUGUGAGAACCCAAUUACCCGUCCAUCUCUUCUGGACUGUGUGUAGACAUACAAAUGUCCUCACAGAUCAGGGGAUAAGCCUUCCGUGGAAGCUAUUGCUUGAAACACAUAGACAAAGAGUUGUUUUCAGACUUUAGGUAAACAUGUAUAUGACAAUAUUCCCCUAGAUCUUUCAGAAAUAUACUUUGUAGCAAAAUUUUUUUUUUCAAACUAUAAAACAAAUAUGUUGUAUAUAUUCUAAUGAGGUCUAAAAUCCUUCCGUGCAUUCUGGCAAAUGGCUAUCAUUGCACGUAAGCUCCAUUUAUAUUUUAAAGUGCAAAUGGGCUACUAUGGCUCAAAAAUAUAAAGUACGAAUUUUGCCUUAAAAGUGUACAUAUAUGUUUUGUGUGUGAAAUCACAUAUUUUGUGUUUCGAUUAUUUUUUUUUCUUGUUGGGAUAGUGGGUUUUCCAGAACCACCAUUGAAACUUUUUUUAUUAUUAUUAUUGUUUUUAUAUUUUCAUGGAAACGCCAUUUAGUAAAACUACAAUGUCAAAUAAGAAAAAAUCCCGUAACUGUAAUAUGGGGGGAAGGGAAAUUUGUUUUUUAUUAUUUUUUGUUAUUGUGUAUGUUAAAGAGAGUGAGUCCUUGAUUUCAAAGUUUUAUUGUGCUUCAAUGGUAGUAAGCACUGUUAAUUUGUGGAGUAAGCAUGCAGCUUUGAAAACCUAUUAAACAGAAGAAUGAAAGCCGAGCCUGGGAAAUGCUAGGAGAGCAAAUGGCUGGAGAAUGGUAGGAGAGCCACUGUCCUAAGUUUUUGAAUCAACCUAGGACUUUUUCUGAGCUAUUUCAGCAUGAUUCAGGUGGCAGUAGGGACUCAGAAAUUCCUGUACUGUAUCUCUUCAGUUUGGCAUUAGCCAAGACUAGGCGCUACUACUGGCCUCACAUCCUGGUGGCAACUUACGCUCUCUUUGAGUGUUUGGGUAGCUAGGAUAGGGCUGAAAGAAUAUUAAGGACAGACAAGUGUGAGUGGGCUUAAUGGAGUUCUUGUGGCCUCAGCAAAAUGCAGUUAGCUGAAGAAUGGAUAGGUUUUUGUUUGGAGGAGGUUAGAAACAGAAAUGGAGAAUAGAACUCUCUUCAUUAAAUCCAUUUACCUUUUGUUUUCUUGAUAUUCCCGUAAAACAUAGUAUGUGGGGUGUUGAAUGUUAAAGGUUGUGUUUUUUUUAUUAUUUUUAUAAUUGUACCGAAAGAAAGUAAAUGUCAAAUGUUUUAUAUGCUUUAUUAAUGUUUUUGAAAUGUUCGUUCUUAUAUACCUGAUACUUUUUUUUUUUUACGCUUCAGUUGCUUGUCUUUUGGUAUUUUGUGUAAUGGGCUUUUGGUGAGCCAGAGGCAAGUCUACAAGCCACUUAUGUUUGCCAGGACAUGCAAUAAAAUUAAAAAAUAAAU
Diceros bicornis minor is the source of this 4659-nucleotide messenger RNA. RefSeq names its product tumor protein p63 (gene TP63). Gene Ontology annotation, molecular function: protein binding; DNA-binding transcription factor activity, RNA polymerase II-specific; RNA polymerase II cis-regulatory region sequence-specific DNA binding. The transcript is spliced from 12 exons. Gene Ontology annotation, cellular component: nucleus. The record is from RefSeq and is a predicted model, not a curated record. The coding region runs from base 32 to 1792 and encodes 586 amino acids. Lineage: Eukaryota; Metazoa; Chordata; Mammalia; Perissodactyla; Rhinocerotidae. Gene Ontology annotation, biological process: protein tetramerization; apoptotic process; regulation of transcription by RNA polymerase II.